GAGUUUAUUAAUCGUCGUGAUUAUUCAACCGGCUCGCGUUUAACGAAUCGGUUUGUGAAUAAACCCUAUGGCUUAAACCCACGCAGUUUGGAAAUGGACCGGUGGUUUGUGAUUAUGAGCGCGCUACUGUUUAUCUCGAGAGCUGAAGAUGCUGCGCGUGCUCGUGCGCGCGCGCGCCAUAGAUCAACAUCUGUUCGAUCAGAUCAAGAGAAGAUGAAAGAUUUGGAGAAAUUCCAGCGCAAAAAAGAGAUGAGGCGGAGUAUCAGCUCGUCAGAGCAGUACACGGAUGACGUCAUCUCGAGCCACGCCUUAUUUGGUCAAUGGGCAAAUCAGAGAACCACGAGAAAUACGUCAAAUCGGAGCUCGACGAAGCCUUCAGCGUUCGGAGUCUCGUUCCUGAAGUGCGCUCAGGUGGACAGUGGUGUUGAGCUGCGAGUGACGCUGCUGGUCAGGAACCCAGAGGAAGGUCACGACCUCUCGCAGCUCUGCAUCCGUGACUCCGUGUCUGAUGUGACGCUCCUACAGACCAACGGGAGCAUUCAGGAGAGAGGAUACCAGACCUUCAGCACGGACACACUGCCCGCUGGGUCUCAGUUUGUGGUUUUGUACAGGAUGAGAGUGAAAGGAAACAGAAAGCAGGUUUUGACAUUACCAGCGUUUCUGACCUUCUCCAACGCCACUCAGAAUGACAUUCAUCUGUUUGGUCCAGUGGUGGCGAAUUUCACUCUGAGGAUAAACACCACUGAGCAGGUUGAUGUGGAUCGCUCUCUUCUCCUCCUCGGCUUCCUGGGUUCGUUCCUGCUGUCGCUCCUGCUGUUGUCUCUCAGUGUCGUCAGUGUGAAGCUCCUCCAGCGCAGACGGCUGCGCAUCUCUGCACACACAAGAAGCAGUGUGAAUGAAGAGGCGGGGCCGUACGAGGGAACAUGUGACAUCACUGUGUCAGCCAAUGAGGAGGCAGCGUUUGAGGAUAAAUUUGUGGAUAUCUUGAUGUUGGAGGAUCCACAAAACAUGAUGGAGGCACUUGACAGCUUGAGCGUGUCGACGCUGUCGCGCGCCGCGGUGGCGCUGGAGCGUGUGCGAGUGCAGGUGUUUAAAGGGCUGGUGUCGGUGCUGCUGGCUGGCGUUCGGGCCGAGAGACGGGUUCUCGGGGUUGUGCACGGGCAGAUCGUGGGCAUGGAGGGGAAGGUCCAGGAGGAUCACGUGGCUCGGAUGAAGGCGCUCGCUGCUCAGUGUAACCUGGAGACGCAGGAGCAGAUCGAGUCCCUGCAGCGCAAACACACCAGCGAAGCGGCGCACGCAGAACGACUGCUUCAACACGCGCCGCAGCAACAGGAUCAUCAGGAUGUCCGGGCUCUGCUGGAGGAGCUUCAUCAGCGGGAGCAGAAGCGUCUGCAGAAGCGGCUCCGGGUCCGGCAUGAACACGCGUCUGCGCAGACACUGAGACAGCAGACGCUGAGCCGGCGGUUUGAGCUGCACAAGAUCCUGGGCGAGGAGCUGGAGGAGGCCGUCAGAACAGGAGAGCUGGAGAAAACCUCAGCCAACACACUCCUGCUGCAGUACUACAGCUGUCAGGAUGUUCUGGAGGAGGGGCUUGAUGUCCUUCUGGCCAAUCAGAGAGCACUGCUGGCCGAGCGACACGCGCAGCGCCGCUUCCUGGCGAAGAGUAUACAGAGUCUUCAGACCGUGACGAGCGAAGCCUUCAGCAGAGACACACACAGAGAGUGUUCUGAUGUUCAGCGGGAGAUUCUGCGCGUCAAACAGAGUUUAGAAGAAACAGUGUGUCGUGAGCGGAGAGCCAUCCGCUGUGACAUCAUCAAGAGGAGACGACAGCUCCUGUCAGAGAAGGUGUGUGAACACUGGCGUCAGCUGCAGGCCGUCUCUGCUUCCUCUGACGUCACAGUGAAUCAGUACCUGCAGAAAUGGACUGAACUGCUGAUGAUGCAGAACAAUGAACUAUCAGAUCUCAUCAAUCACCUGGACGAGGAGACGGCGGCCCGAGCACGCAAGGUGAGUGUGUGUGUGCUGCAGACGGCGCUGGCGCAGCUGAAGGCUCGUUCGCAGACGCAGGCGGUUCAGGAGAGUCUGCAGAGGCGGGGUCAAGCGGCGGCCCGAGAGCUGAGAUCCACUCAGAGCCUCAUCAGACAGCAGCAUCAGCAGGAGCUCCAGGACCAGACCCGCUCCAGAGACGCCUUCAGACAAUACUGCAGCGCUCUUUGUGAGUGUCAGCGCUCUCUCUCGCAUGAGCAGCGUGUGCGUCUGCAGCUGGAGUGUGUGAAGGCCGCGUGUCGUCUGGAUCGAUGUCUCGUGCUGCAUCACACCAUCUGUGAGCUUGAGCGGCUCUGUGACCCCGGCGUGACCCUCGGUGACCCCGGCGUGACCCCUGCAGGCUCAGAGACAGAGCUGCUGAGGUCAUCAGAGGUCACAGAGCUGCAGUGUUUCCAGCGGCGUCUGCAGGAGAGACUGCGACGGCUGCGCAGCGACACACACAGCGACACACACAGCGACACACACAGCGACACACUGCAGAGGGAGGCGUGUGUGUUCCAGGAACAGCAGCUGAGUGCUUGUCAGGAGUGUGUGGCCGUGUUCGUGGCGUCGCUGCAGUGGGAACAAGCGGAGAAGAAAACAAGAGUGACGGAGACACACACAGCCCUGCUGAAACUACAGACACUCAUCACUGCAGAACUGCACAGUGACAUCACACACGCCAUACACACACACCGCCUGGCUUUGGAGGAGGCGGAGCUCCGGCUUCAGCAGGAGGUGGGGCUGUGGGAGGAGUCAGCAGAGGGGCGUGGCUCAGAUGAUGAUGAUGAUGAAGAGGGCGUGUUUACAGUGAACGCUGACGCUGGAGUCUCGGUUCUCCUGCAGGAGGCGCUGUUCAAGAGACAGCAGCUGCAGCGCUUGACUGACAGAGAGUUGAGGAGGAAUCAGACACUCGAGCAUCACAGAGAGAAACUGCAGCUGAAGAGACUUCAGACCUACUGUGAGCAGGAUGUGGCGUUUACAGCAGCGCUGGUCAAACAGGCUCUGAUAACUGAUCCUGAUCUACACACACUCCUGAGACUCCUGCUACCUACAGUACCUGAAGGAGAACUGCUGUCACUCACAGACACACUAGGAGCCGGAGCAGGGGGAGGAUCGGGAUGUGGCGUGUCUCUGGUGGACAGACUGAAACUGGACCUGCUGAGCAGAAACUCUCACCCUCCUCAACACAGAGACCGAGAGAGAGACAGGCUGAUAAAGAAGCGUCAGAAGCUCCUUGAUAAACUUUUGUGUGGCGGUUCUGAAGACGUUCAUGAGACUCGCAGGAGACGCCGGCGCACCCCAAGCAUUCCUGUGCGGGAGGCGGAGCCGGAGGAGGAGCCGGGGGCUGGCCGCAUGACGAGGGCUGGUGAGGGGGCGUGGCCUGUGGGCGUGGUUAAACACAAUCUCAUCUCCAUGAGGAAUGAUGAGGGGGCGUGGCCUGUGGGGGUGGCUCAGGACAGUACCUUAAGGGAUGGUAGUGAGGGGGCGUGGCCUGUGGGCGUGGCUCAGGACAGUACCGUGAGGGAUGGUAAUGAGGGGGCGUGGCCUGUGGGUGUGUCUCAGGACAGUUCCGUGGGAGAUGGUAAUGAGGGGGCGUGGCCUGUGGGUGUGUCUCAGGACAGUUCCGUGGGGGAUGGUAAUGAGGGGGCGUGGCCUGUGGGCGUGGCUAACCACAGUCUCGUUUCCUCAGAACGCCUGUUUGUUUUCCGCUGUGUUCCUCCUUCAGCGCAGCGGGAAACACAAAACACUCGAUCACGCAAGAAGAAACGCAACUUCCUGAACUUUAAGAAAGCCAGUGUGGCUCCUGAACAACACACGUGACGACCACACGCAAGGCAUUAUGGGAACAUAAUUACAACAGUGUCUUUCUCUGUAUAUAUUGUUGUUUUAUCAUUAUCUUUUAUCGACCGUGUUCUGAUGUUUGUGUCUCUGAAAGCUGAUUGGUUGUUUCCUGUUUGCAUUCAAUGACUCGUGUUUGUUUCUUU
Rhinichthys klamathensis goyatoka is the source of this 4013-nucleotide messenger RNA. RefSeq lists its product as uncharacterized. The record is from RefSeq and is a predicted model, not a curated record. Gene Ontology annotation, cellular component: plasma membrane protein complex; ciliary membrane. The transcript is spliced from 23 exons. Gene Ontology annotation, biological process: smoothened signaling pathway. The coding region runs from base 94 to 3849 and encodes 1251 amino acids. NCBI's taxonomy places the organism in Eukaryota, Metazoa, Chordata, Actinopteri, Cypriniformes, Leuciscidae.